Messenger RNA from Arabidopsis arenosa, 592 nucleotides. The record is from the annotation of a GenBank genome assembly. NCBI's taxonomy places the organism in Eukaryota, Viridiplantae, Streptophyta, Magnoliopsida, Brassicales, Brassicaceae.
CUUUUUCCCUCCUACUUAUAAGGAGCUUCCCCUUCUCUUAGCUAACCAAAUCAACUCCUUUUUCAUCAAGUCAUACAUACAACUUCCUUCUUUUUUCUCCCUCCCAAGAAACAGAUUUCCAUUAUCACAAGCCUCUUUAAUUUAAAUCUUGUACUCUCGAUAUACAUACUUAUUCGUGAUAUGGCUUCCAACUCUAUGAGCUCUAGCGCUUCUUGGACACGUAAGGAGAACAAAUUAUUUGAAAGGGCAUUGGCUACAUAUGACCAGGACACUCCUGACCGUUGGCAUAACGUUGCAAGAGCAGUUGGUGGCAAAUCAGCUGAAGAAGUAAGGCGACACUACGAGCUCCUCAUUAGGGAUGUCAAUGACAUUGAGUCAGGGCGUUAUCCACAUCCCAAUUACCGUUCAAAUGGAAACAACCACUAAAAGCAUUUAAGCAACUCUAAAAGGCUCUACUGAAGUCGACGUGGUUCCAAAACCAUUCACAAAGAAUAUCUAAGCAAAGAUAUCUAAAUGUAUUUACUUGUUUUUGUGUUACGAUUAUGUAAGAAUUCUCUACUUCCGUUCUAAUCUAUAAAUCAAUCAAUGUGAG